CAUUCACUGUUAGCAGACAACAGACAGAGUUCCAUGGAGAAGACAGAAAAUCAGUACACAGGUAUGUUUACACAUAACUUCCAUCUUAGUGAUAGCAAGAAUGUUAUGUUUGAACUGGUGCACGUCGACUGCUUUUGUUUUAACGAUCUGUGAUUAUUGUAAUGGGUUAAAAAAACAACAACCUUAUUUUGUUAGCCUGUAGCUGCUAGCUUAGCGAAAUAAGCUAGUUACUACCGUUACGUGCCCAGGCUGCCUAUUAGCCAGCAUGACGUUGUGCAUGUAGCUACUAGUUAAGACAAUUUAGGGUCAACGAUCUAACGUUUAACCAGCUUAACGUUAGUUAACGUUAGUCACUUGCUCGUCUUAGGUGUCACACUAGCUGAGCUGUCUGGGCUUCUAUCCACCUGUUUUUAUGCUGUUCGAUUUUUAAUGAUAGCGGCAGACCUGUGACCUGUCAGAUCUGUGUGGAGCAAUGAGGAGACUGUAACUUUCCUCACAUUAAUACAUGAAACAAACAGAAAUGUCACCUUUCCAUCGUGUUUUCUACAUUGUUUUUUUCACCGUUUGAGGUUUGAUUGAUGCUCACUCAAUUACGUCAUCUUGUCGCGCCCUCUUAUAAUGGAAAAUUGGCACCACCUACUGCUUACCUUGACGCACCAAGUCCUAAUAAUCACAUUACAGUAGUGGACAGAAACAAAGCAUUCAUCCACUUUUUUUUUUUUUUUUUUUUUUUGCGAUUUUUGGCCCACCAACCGAAAUUACCUUUGGGAAUAUGGCUUUAUGGUUACUUAGCUUUGUAAGUAUGGGAAUGUGUAGUGACAUUGUUAAUGACUUUUAUGCUUUGCUCUGUAUGAUCACAUUACAGUGUUGUGCACCUUAAUAUAAGCACAUUAGGAUUUUAAAAAUGAGCGAUUAAAUUUCUUGCAUCUUGCUAUCAUGGCUGCUUGUUUGUAUCAUUCUCAAGAGGUAUAGCAAAGUUCUAUACAUCCAUCUAGUGGUCAUGCUGUUUCAGAGUGCCCAUUACAGUAUGAUGCAGGUGAAGGCGGUACCACCAACUAUGGCCGAGAGUGAAAGAGCAUCAUAUCUGGGACAACACUCAUACUCUAACUUUGUCCAGGACAGUCAACUAGCUGUGGACCAACUGUUGCCCACUUGAUUUGAAAGGCCACACACCUGUUGCUUAGAGUAUGAAUGUGUUUUUGUUAAAUGAUGUAGUCACUAAUGAAUGAUCCUUUAGACAGUGGUGGAAUGUAACAAAGUACAUUUAAUCAGGUACCUAAGUACAAUUUUGACACACUUGUACGUUACUCGAGUAUUUCCAUUUAAUGCUACUUUAUACUUCUACCCCACUACACGUCAGAGGCAAAUAUUGUACUGGUAUACAAAGUAUAGUAAAUUUGGCUCCACAUUGAUGAACUACAACAUUAAAAUAUUCUUACAUGUAUUUGUUAGUGAUUUAAAAACAGAAUAAUGUAAUAUUCUAUAAUAAAAUAACGUUUUUAAAAGGUGCCAUUCUGCAUACUGAGUACUUUUACUUUUGAUACCUUAAGUAAAUGUUUCUGAUAAUGCUUCUGUACUUUUAAUACCUACAUUUUGAAUUCAUGACUUUUACUUGAGUAUUGUUACUUCUACUAUGGUAUUUCUACUUUUACUUAAGUAAAGGUUUUGAGUACUUCUUCCACAACUAUCUUUAGAUACACAAAGUAUGAAUUCAUGUUUGAUAUGUGUUGUUUGAUAUGAUGAUCAGCUGUGGCUUAAUGUAACUACAGUGAGCUUAAUGCUCAUUAGGCCAAGAGCAUUUAGUUAGUGCAUUUUAACCAUUUGUUUACAACUGUCUUUUAUGUAGUUCUGCAGUAAUACAAAUAUAAUAAUACAGUAACUAUAUGUUACUGUGUGUGUGUGUAGAACUUGCCAAGAACAGUCACUAAUGUGAGCUAAAAUAAUCGUUUUAUCAUUUGUUUCUACAGUGUUUACAACAAGACCAGUUCCAAUGAUAAUUAUCCAUUUACUAAAAUACUUAAAACCCCAAAACAUGUCUCUUGGAAUUUAUUGCGUUUAUAAAUAUUUACACACACAGGCUCCUAGAUAUACAGGUAAGAUAUCUGACAAGUAUAGGAGACAAAGAGUCUGGAGAUACACAUCCAUAUAUGUACCAAGCUAUUUCAAUUGAACCUGCCAGUAAAAUGUAUGAUUUCUUUUCAGUUUUGCCUGGCCAUUCACACAUUUGACACAUCCCCUGCCUCAGAAAUGUUAGAGAUGUCUGGGCAUUUAAAUUCUGCAAGCCCAAAACUAGGAGCUACAUUAGGGUCAUAAACCUUUGCAUCUGGGCUAGCAUCAAGGAGCAUCGGGAUGUAUGUCAAAGCCACAGGGUGAGACAUUUACAUUGAACAGUUUUGAGUAUUGUUCUAUCAUCUGAGGUUCAUGCUCAAGGCCGCUUUUCAUUGCGCUAGUUUGUUGUACUCCCUCGCACUUGGCAAACCUCAUAGAACCUACUGGCUGAUACGCUGGGCUGGCGCAUUUCUUUUCAUAAUGGACACUGAGACAGCUCUUGUGUGCCCUCCUCUAUCAUAGCUGCAAUCUCCUGUGUGACAUUUAGGCUCUCCAAAUGGAAGUACUGUUGGAAGUUUGGGACCGUUCACAGGGGGUUUGGGGGAUGCUGGGGCAUCUGGGUGUUUGACAUGGCCAGUGGUGAACCUUGCAGCACAGGUCAAAACCUGGAGUCAACCAGUAAAAGCUCAGACAAGCCAUGCAGCACAGAGGAUAUUAGCAGAUGGGGUCAGAGGCUUUUUAGUUCUUCCCCAAGGGACAACACUGAUGGGUCAGGGAGGGAUCCUGAAACAAAAAAAUAAAAAUUAAAUUAAAAAAAACAACAUAAAUGUUAAAAGUACAGGUAUAAAGUUCAUCGUCCUUCCGCACUUCUUACAAGUUCAAAUUGGUAACAUACAACAAUAUGAUCAUGAAUACACAGCCAACAGUAUGACAGUACAAUAAUAAUGACCUUUACCUGUGUAUGCUUGAUAAAGCGUUGAUUUACAUACACUCCUGGCAGAUGGCUUUGGUUUCUUUACCACCAAGUCCUUAAAAGGCUCUGCACGGAUCCUCUUGAGAAUGAUUCAACCAAGCAGCCAUGAUAGCAAGAUGCAAGAAAUUUAAUCGCUUAUUUUUAAAAUCCUAAUGUGCUUAUAUUAAGGUGCACAACACUGUAAUGUGAUCAUACAGAGCAAAGCAUAAAAGUCAUUAACAAUGUCACUACACAUUCCCAUACUUACAAAGCUAAGUAACCAUAAAGCCAUAUUCCCAAAGGUAAUUUCGGUUGGUGGGCCAAAAAUCAAAAAAAAAAAAAAAAAAAAAAAAAAGUGGAUGAAUGCUUUGUUUCUGUCCACUACUGUAAUGUGAUUAUUAGGACUUGGUGCGUCAAGGUAAGCAGUAGGUGGUGCCAAUUUUCCAUUAUAAGAGGGCGCGACAAGAUGACGUAAUUGAGUGAGCAUCAAUCAAACCUCAAACGGUGAAAAAAACAAUGUAGAAAACACGAUGGAAAGGUGACAUUUCUGUUUGUUUCAUGUAUUAAUGUGAGGAAAGUUACAGUCUCCUCAUUGCUCCACACAGAUCUGACAGGUCACAGGUCUGCCGCUAUCAUUAAAAAUCGAACAGCAUAAAAACAGGUGGAUAGAAGCCCAGACAGCUCAGCUAGUGUGACACCUAAGACGAGCAAGUGACUAACGUUAACUAACGUUAAGCUGGUUAAACGUUAGAUCGUUGACCCUAAAUUGUCUUAACUAGUAGCUACAUGCACAACGUCAUGCUGGCUAAUAGGCAGCCUGGGCACGUAACGGUAGUAACUAGCUUAUUUCGCUAAGCUAGCAGCUACAGGCUAACAAAAUAAGGUUGUUGUUUUUAACCCAUUACAAUAAUCACAGAUCGUUAAAACAAAAGCAGUCGACGUGCACCAGUUCAAACAUAACAUUCUUGCUAUCACUAAGAUGGAAGUUAUGUGUAAACAUACCUGUGUACUGAUUUUCUGUCUUCUCCAUGGAACUCUGUCUGUUGUCUGCUAACAGUGAAUGUUGCCAAGCUGUCACUCUGAUCAAGGCUGGCCAAUAGGGACGUGUCUUACAUCUUUCAGCGUAGGUCCCGCCCACGAGAGUCAGCUAACAGCUAAAAGCUUUUCGUUUCAAAAGCAAAACUUUAGAUUUUUCAUUAAUACAUUUUAAAAUCACAAAUUAAUUUUACUUGCAAUAAAAAAACAAAACAAAACUUGAUUCCAGUGUCGAUAGUUUUGGUCUCAAAUCUAUUUUUUGAUUGCAUAAUAAAGACACAAAAUUACCCUCAUGUCUGCUGAGAAAGCUACUUUUCAAUUUUAGUGUGAAUGGAAGACACAACCUUAUCUUUCCCUUGGUCUGUCAGUUUAUAAAGAGAUAAAUUUAAGCAUAUACAGAAUAUUUUCUCAUUUUGGGUUAUCACCUAGCCUGCACCACGAACUAAUACGAUGCUAACUCGAGUAUGAAAAAAGCUGUGCAAGCCUGAUAAAAAGGUGGGCAGAGUGCAUCUGAAGGGAUCAUGAGCACAAAUGCAAAUAGCAAGCACCCCUCUUUCCCUACCCUCCUUGGGAAGAAAAAAAAAUUUGCUCCCAGUCAUUCAGCCAUUUUAAUUCUACACUGUAUAUGAAAAUUCAGGCGUUGUAGACAACCACAGCUGAAUGAGGGAAACAAUGUUGUAAUUAUCUGGGUUCUUAUCAUCAUCCAGUAUGAGAGAUUGGCAGGAAACACAUUAAAGACUGCGACUAAACAGGGUUUUGAGUAAGAAGAUGUAACCUGAUGUUUUCAAUCAGAUUAGUUAUUAAUCUGCAAACAAAAGCUUCUCUCCCCUGUCCUCUUACUUCACAACACGGAAAAUUGAGAUAAUGUUUUAUUCCUCUUUCUGGAGAGUGGGCGUGAAUACAAGUAGGUCAGCAGCCCAACCCCCCACCCCUUUAUUAGAGCAGGCAGCAACAGCAGCAGAGACGGCGUGACGUGGUGGGAGAGCGUACUGCCACCAAGCCUAGAGCUGCCUUUCAGAACGAACACAUAACUCACAGCACUUCCCCCCGUUCAUCUUCCUCUUCCCCCGCAGCUUUCAUACCUCUAGCCCUCUCGCAAACAACACAACGACAGCAGAGUGGAUAGCGAGGGGCUGCUGAAUGAGGAGGAUGAGAGGAGGAAAGUGGAAACAAAAAAAAAGGGACAGAGAAACACAUGGAGGGGAGGGAAGUUACAUGAAAAGGAAGAGCGAGCGGAAACAAGGAUCAGCAUGGAAAUAGAAGAAAAGCUGAACAAACAGAUGUAAGGCUUAUGCAUCGUCCAGAGAAGAUCCCCAUUUAUCCACUGCUGCUUUGAUAUAUACACACACACACAGUACGACAAGCAAGGACAGUGAAAGGACCCAGGGCUGCAGCUAACUGUCAACUACAGACUCUAUUCUCUCUUUGGCCAAAGAAAACAGCAGCGCAGCACCGUUAGCAUCAAGCCUCUGGGGACAAUGCGCUAAGGCAGAUGGAGAGACUGCAACACUGGAGCUCUGACACAUGUUCUGCCCGUGCACGCACACAGACACACUCAUGCAUGCAUCUGGUAGAUAUCUAGGAGAGCCUCGAAGAGGACUAGAUUUUACUCUUUCUGAGUAACAGCCACAUGUGGGUUGGAUUUAAAGAGGAGGAGGAUUUGUCACACGAGUCGUUACGGAAAAGAUGUAUGUGACUGUUGUUUGGUUAAGAGGGCGAUCAGUGUGUGAGGAUUGUAAUUCAUCACAUUCAGGAACAAUGGAUGCCAGAAAUAGACGAGUACUUAGAUUAAAACAGAUGCUGUACAUUGGCUGGGAAAAGGUUAGAGAGAGAUUUCAGCCCACGGUGACAGAUACGAGACCGUCUGAUAUCUGCUUCCGUCAAAGACAGCUUCUGUGGACCCUCGUUGAAGAUAUACCACCCUUGUUCUCCCAGAGAGGGCAAUACUCUUUCAUAGGACGCAGAAUCCAGAAUUCCCCAAAUUCAUUUUACAAUCACUUACUUUAAUUUUCUUUACUUAUCCUAACACCAGAGGAGGUAACAGACUGCUGGAGACAUUUAAACUAAAGACUAGAUCAUAAAACUUUCAAUCUUAACCUUAAAAAAGGUAGGGUAUGCGAUUCUGGCUAAAUCCAAUACCAAGACAAAUACCAUGAUAUAGAGUGAACAACGACACAGCAAGUUAGCUAGGUUGUGGGUAAGCAAACUGUCCCUACAGCUCCUGAAGCCACUUUGUUUCCCAUUUACAGAGCCAGGGCUGUGUACAAACACUGGAUGUUUUUUCAGCACACACACUGAACGAACAGCUAGUGGAUCGUGAGGAAAUAUUUACUGAAUUUGACAAAGACGUGUAUUGGAUUAGAAUCGCAUACCCCACCUUUAAACCAGCAUUUACCACCUGGGGACAGCGGAAACAAGCUGUAAACAACAGUGAAAUGUCAUCACCUUUGAAGUUUAUAUGUCAAACUUGUUUGCAAACAGCUGCUUAUUUACACAUCCAGCAGUUAUGGAGCAACAUUGUUAUUCAUUUUGGCAUCAUGUUUCUGGCCACCUGACAAAUUUAAGCGCAAUAUUCGCUCUCCUUUUAGCUCUGUUUCAGUCUCCACCAACUCCUGAGGAAACAUAUCUGGCUGCUAAAUGCGCCACUAUGUUUACCAGCUAGUCACUAACUUGGUUUGUCUGUGGUUUGGUGCCGGGCAGCUAGCGUACAGUCAGUGGGUUAUUUUAGCUUUUUUUUUUCUUAUUUUUUCCCCCCUCUACUAAAACCAGCUACCUGGUGAGAGUGAACCAAAACAGUAAAGUUGCGGGCCGUAAAAACCAAAACAAUGAGCUGAAAGAUGAUGAUAAGAGUUGAGGGGAACUGCGUUGAUAUACACACAAUACGACAAGUAAGGAGAGUUGGGUGAUAAUUCUCUGUGUUCAUCACAAGGAACACCUUUCACAGACAUGUUAUUUCAUCGGUUGUCAAUAUAAAAAUGUUAAUUAUAGCAUCUUUAAUGUGAUUAUGUCAUGACAGUUUCAUGCGGCAUCGCUAUGACGAUCAGUUAAGAAUCCGGCCUACAUUGAGGGCAUACUAUAUGCAGUGGAAAACGAAGUUGAGCCGUGCAGUACCAUGCAGUGGAAAUGAGGCUUAUGUGACAUGUUGUAUCUAUGUUAUUUCUCAAAUAUAUCCUCUCGUCUGUCUCCUAGGCAAUCACUAGAUAUGCAACAUUAAAGCGGACUCACACCUUACAGCUGGCUUGUCAGACAACAACAAAGUGAUUUACGUCACUGGAAAUGAGUUAUCAAUAUUGGGUCCCAUUACAUACACUUCACCUCCAGCGAUCAAGAUCUGGUCAGAAGCUGCUGACAAUUGGCCUUACAAGUGUGACUGUCUAAGUGAAUUAUUCCUGCUGAAACUAUGCAGUGGAGACGACGCCACUGCUGUACACAUACAGCUAAACUUCUUUAUCUCCUCUUACUGUUGGGUGUACUAUUCUUUCUGGUUCACCAGGUGUGGCUGCCUAGGCUCACAGGUAUGCCAUGGUGGAGAGGCAAUCCUGUGGUGUACGGAGGUGGUGAACUUCAUACCACCAAAUCCAAAUGGAAUAUCAGUGCCCAACAUUCAGUGUGGAGGUUUGUCAUUGUUCCUCAGCCAACUUUCAAGGCUGAUGCUAACAUCAGCUCCAAUGAGAAGGAAGGUGUCCCCUCUCCUCAAGGAGACCCAAAUCUUGAGGACACUUUGACAGCCAGUGUAGAGGGAGAUCUUGGUGGCACCAUAACCCAUGGGCCUUUCACUUAUAUCAUCAACGAGCCAGAAAAAUGCAUAGAGAUCAGACCUGCGCCAUUUCUGGUGUUGCUGAUAGCCACGGAGGCUCGGCAGGUGGAGGCAAGAAAUGCCAUACGGCAGACAUGGGGGAAUGAGAGUGUGGCUCCAGGUCUGGGAUUCAUCAGGCUGUUUCUGCUGGGGAAAAAUGAGGGAGAGCUGGGACUUUUACAGCAGAGGAUGCUAGAAGCAGAGAGCCGGAGGCAUCAUGACAUCAUUCAGCAGGACUUUCUGGAUUCCUACAAAAACCUGACCAUUAAGACACUGAUGGGAAUGAACUGGGUGGCAAUUCACUGCCCGCGAGCCAGCUAUGUCAUGAAGACAGACAGUGACAUGUUCGUCAACACGGAGUACCUAAUUAACAAGCUCCUUAGGCCAGAAAUUAAGCCUAAGAAGAACUACUUCACAGGUAAUAAUAUGAGAGGCUUUGCACCAAACCGAAAUAAAAAUAGUAAGUGGUACAUGCCCCCUGAGCUGUACCCCAGUGAGAAGUAUCCCACCUUCUGCUCUGGGACUGGUUACGUCUUCUCUGGAGACUUGGCGAGGAAAAUCUAUCGAGCAUCACUAAGUAUCCGCCAUCUGCAUCUGGAGGAUGUGUAUGUGGGAGUAUGCUUGGCCAAGCUCCGGAUUGAGCCCACUCCUCCAUCCAAUGCGUUCCUAUUCAACCACUGGAGGGUGUCUUAUUCCAGCUGCAAGUACAGCCAGCUGAUAACAUCACAUGGGUUUCAUCCCAAUGAACUACUUAAAUACUGGCAUCACCUACAGAGCAACAAACGCAACGCCUGCGUCAACACACUGAGAGCGAGAGCAGGCAGGACACACUCAAACAGAAUGAACAAAGAGAAACCAGCUCAAUAACUGAAAAAGUUACUAUUAAACUCUCCUUGUUACAAGCCCAUUUUCUUUUUAACUUAUAUCAAGGGAUUAAUCCACACUUUAUCCAUAUGGGAACUCAAUAAAAAAUUCUGCAUAAAUGUUGCGUAAAAACUGACGAAUUGCUCUUAAAUGAUUUUGUACAAAAGAGAUCAAAAUUGUUUAUAUGUCCAAAUCAAACCACUGGAGAGUUUAUGUACACAGUUAUAUUUUACAAAUGAAUAAACUGUGUUACACUGUGGGGCAAAAGCUACUUUUUUGUAAUAAUGUAAGAUGUAAUGUAUGUGUUUAAUAUAUGCAGCGUCGACUGGGUACAGUGCCAAUAAACAUUUCCACAUGUGUA
Messenger RNA from Siniperca chuatsi (mandarin fish), 9057 nucleotides. Its product is annotated as beta-1,3-galactosyltransferase 2-like. Gene Ontology annotation, cellular component: membrane. The record is from RefSeq and is a predicted model, not a curated record. Gene Ontology annotation, molecular function: N-acetyl-beta-D-glucosaminide beta-(1,3)-galactosyltransferase activity. The transcript has 2 exons. Bases 7437 to 8699 code for a protein of 420 amino acids. NCBI's taxonomy places the organism in Eukaryota, Metazoa, Chordata, Actinopteri, Centrarchiformes, Sinipercidae.